CAAGAGAAAACUGCCGCGUUGCGUUCUGGAGCUAGCUAUGCAAAGAGACUGCCAUUCUUUCCCGGGUAACCCGUCGUGGUCCAUGUCUUCGACACAGAUACACAAUGCGCUCGCUAAGAUUACAAUCGUGUCUAGUAUACAGUAGCACUGGUCAUUGAAGCCUUCGUAAAUUCGUCAACCCGUGUCGCUCUCCCAGCAGAAUCACGGGCCUCUUGUAAAAUCGUUAGCGAUGUCGCUUGCCAGAACAUAGCGAAAGGAAAUCCCGAAAUGAAAACACAAGGAAAAUUUACCGCCAAGGUCGCCGCGUAGUGACAGCAUCCCUAAGACUGCCCCUGCGAUUCGGUGCGGAAGGUGCACCUCGAUUUGGAGCUUCCGAUGUGCCGGCUGGCUGGUUCUUGACGCUGUUGCUGCGCUUGGUGAAGAACGUACGUUUCUCCGUCGCCGUACCGGCAGCUGAGGCUGGACGCUGAGUAGCAGGCUCCGUCUUUGUUCUCACUACAGCGCUCGCCUGAUGAUUGUCCCGACUGCUUGGCGCACGAGUGGAUCCGCUCAUGAUAGAGCUUCUUGUUGACGCGCGGUCAGUGUGGCUGGUGUUCGGCCUCGCAGAGGCGGUGUUGACAUAGGCAGAUGAAGGCGUCGAGGUGAGAGUUGGCAAAGGUGGCUUGUCGCUGCCUUUGCUGCCAGAGAGCCGGCGCAGAAGACUUGGUAGCUUCCUACUCAAGGUGCUAGCAGGAGAUGGUGAAACUCGCGACCUGGGUGGAGACGCAAUUGAGGAAGAGAGUCGUGAAGCUGUGCGAGCGCCUUCCGGAGACAGGGCACGACUGGACUGGUCAUCAGCCUGCACGACUGUGCGAUUGCCAGACGACCCAGAAUGCUGCGACUGGGCAGAACGUGGACUCGUCACCGUCACAGUCUCCGCCGACGACCUGCCACCACUCCCUACCAUCUUGCUAGUACUGCCACGCAUGGAUGGGCUGGUUUCUACACGGCUGAGUCGAGGCUUCGAUGGGCUAGUGACUGGCUCCUCACUAGACCUGCGACGGCGAGAUUGCGUUGCCACGCGCUGAGUUGGAGAGCGCUCGUUCAUGUUGAACAUCAGAUCAGCUGGCGGCUGUCCAUGCUGCUGAAACCUGCUAGGCGUGCCCAAGAGAAGUGACUUGCCAUCUGGAAAGCCAUCAUAGUCCAGCCCAAAAUCCUUGACAGUGUCGCUAUCCACAUCAGGUCCCGUGUACUCUUCAUCGGAGCUGUCAAUAUCUUGCGAGCCAUCAACAUUGGUGCUGCGAUAGUGCAAGUUGCUCGCAAACGCAG
Messenger RNA from Pseudocercospora fijiensis CIRAD86, 1308 nucleotides. RefSeq lists its product as uncharacterized. The record is from RefSeq and is a predicted model, not a curated record. Lineage: Eukaryota; Fungi; Ascomycota; Dothideomycetes; Mycosphaerellales; Mycosphaerellaceae. The transcript has a single exon. Bases 872 to 1156 code for a protein of 94 amino acids.